This is a messenger RNA of Olea europaea var. sylvestris, 1282 nucleotides long. RefSeq names its product protein OS-9 homolog. Gene Ontology annotation, biological process: endoplasmic reticulum unfolded protein response; retrograde protein transport, ER to cytosol. The transcript is spliced from 8 exons. The record is from RefSeq and is a predicted model, not a curated record. Lineage: Eukaryota; Viridiplantae; Streptophyta; Magnoliopsida; Lamiales; Oleaceae. The coding region runs from base 112 to 1017 and encodes 301 amino acids. Gene Ontology annotation, cellular component: endoplasmic reticulum lumen.
ACACUCGAUUAUUUCCUUCCACAACGAGAAGCAAAAGUUUGCAGGCUGAGUUUUGAGACUUGGACAGCAAAUCGAUAAUCGAAAGUUUUCAAGUUAUAUGCAAUUAAGAAGAUGGGAUUAACAUGGUGCCUUGCCCUAAUUUUAAUCCCAAAUCUCUUCUACCACGUCGUAUCCUCCAAUCAGAUCAUCUCUGUUCAUACAGGUGGGACAUUUGGCCGGGGCUCUCGUGAACCAAAAUUCAAUAUUGAAUUCCAUUCGGAAGACUCACCCUUCUUUUCUGACGAUGACCAGGAAUCUUUGAUUAUGCCCAAUAAAAAUGGAGAAAAGUUUCUUUGUUUUUUGCCUAAAGUAGAGAAAUCAAAGGGUGGGAAGCUAGUUAGUCUACAGAACACAAGUAGUAUGAUAUUGGAGACAGAGAAAACAAUGAAAGUAAAGACACCAGACGAGUUACUUGAAGUGCUUAAAGAUCGGUGUUUUAUUAGGCAAGAAGGAUGGUGGUCAUAUGAGUUCUGCUAUCAGAAGUGGUUGCGACAAAUUCAUUUGGAGGAGACUAAGAUGGUUCAAGAAUUCUUUUUGGGUGUUUAUGAUGAAAAUGCUACGACAGCUUUCAAUCAGAACCUUCCUGACAUCUCUUUAUUGAAAGAUCCUCGCUCAAGUGAUGCAUCUCAAAGGUACCAUGCUCAUCUGUUCAACAAUGGAACUCUCUGUGAUUUAACAAAUCAGCCUCGGGAAACAGAGGUCAGAUUCGUUUGUUCAGAGCCCAAAGCAGUGAUAAGUUCUAUCACUGAAUUGUCAACAUGCAAAUAUGCACUCACAUUCCAUUGCCCAAUGCUUUGCCAGCACCCGUUAUUCCAAGAAGAAAGACCAGCGUCACAUACAAUUCACUGUAAUGCACUUCCAAAGGACUUGAAGGAGUCAAAGGUGGAGGAAGAUGAUUUUCAAGAAAGAAAAAUAAGUACGGUCACUGAGGUCGAGAAUUUACCUUCUUUCGAUUCAGAAGUGCAUGAUGCGGUAUAAAAUAUAAGACCGAAUCAUGGGGGAGGAGUUCUCUCAAUAUUACGAUGGCUGCAAUGAAUUUUUGGCUUUCAGUGUAGGAACCAGUCUGGGAAUUGAGCAUCAUUUCUUCCAGAUGUGGUAAAAACGAAGUUGUUCUUAGAUCAAGAUAUUAGGGCUCUUGAUGGAUUGGAUGAGUCGAAUCAAAGUAAUCUUUCGCGUGUAACAUUAAGAAUCUCGUUUGUGAGGCAAUAUGAUAAUACUUUUUUUUUUAAUUUUUUUGGUUUAA